Echinostoma caproni is the source of this 2238-nucleotide messenger RNA. NCBI's taxonomy places the organism in Eukaryota, Metazoa, Platyhelminthes, Trematoda, Plagiorchiida, Echinostomatidae. The record is from the annotation of a GenBank genome assembly.
AUGCAUUCUCACGAAGAAUUUACGCAAAAGCACAAACUGCGUGUGUUUGUUGGCACCUGGAAUGUCAACGGAGGCAAGCAUUUUCGCAGUGUGGCUCACAAACAUGAAUCAGUCACGGACUGGCUUUUGGACUUAGCCAAAACUAUCAAUCCGGAGGCGAAUUGGGGCUACAGAAAUCCGACAUACGACGGAGACCAAUUAAAUCGCCCCAUCGACAUGUUUGCCAUCGGAUUUGAAGAGAUUGUGGAUCUGACCACGAGCAACAUUGUGGCUGGUUCGAAACCAUCUGCUAAUCAACGUGAAUGGGGCCUUUUCUUGCAGCAUCAUUUGAAUCGGGAUGCACAUGAGCGUGAUACUUAUGUUGGAGCCACCUCGGUUUGCUUCGUGUGCAGUCACUUUGCCGCAGGUCAAUCUGCCGUACGCGAGCGAAAUGACGAUUUUCACGAAAUUUGUCGUCGUCUCGUCUUCCCCAGCGGACGCACUAUUCUCAGUCACGACUAUGUGUUCUGGUGUGGUGAUUUCAACUAUCGGAUAAACCUUUCCGGCCCGGAGGUCAAACGUCUGGUUGCCCAAUCGGCCUGGUCCGAUUUGCUCCGAUCCGAUCAACUAACUUUGGAGCGUCAGGCGGGUAAUGUGUUUCGCGGUUUUGAUGAGGGCCUUAUCCGAUUCGCACCGACCUACAAGUACGACUUGUUCUGUGAUGAUUACGACACAUCUGAGAAAGCUCGUUCACCUGCCUGGACUGAUCGCGUUCUGUGGCGUCGAGUGCGUUUGCAGUUCCCUGUCACUGAUCCGGACGGCUUGUUUGUGAUGCCAUCAACGGAUGCGAUUGACGAAACAUGGAGUCCGGGUCAGUUGGUUCUGUAUAAUCGGUCUGAGUUGAAAACAAGCGAUCACCGACCAGUGGCUGCUGUAUUCGACAUCGAUGUGUGUUCAGUCUCACGGAAUGCGCGAAGAAAAAUCGUUUUGAAAUGUAUCGAGGACUAUGGCUCGAUCGAUGCAAUGGUAGAACUGACCAUGCAGUUAGUCGAGGCUGUGUCACAACAGCCGGUUCCAAAUGACUCGUCUCACACGGCCCUAUAUCGCUGGCGUGAUUUCAUAGAUAAACUGAAAGUAAUUGCCGGUCUGAAACGCGGUGUGGUUUUACUGUAUCAAUUCACCGAACCAAAUACUAUACUCCUGACCUACGCAAAUCCCAUACAAGCUUCAGCUGCGGCCACAUUCAUGAAUGGCUACGUCACCCCGUGGUCCUCACCGGUCGGUUCGAGCAACAUCGAAGGCGGUUAUGAAAUCCACUUCAGCGCCCGAUUAUAUUCCCCUUACAACAACAGCAGGACGAACACAGUUUCAGAUGAUUCGAUGACAGAACUGGAAAAAACCGGGCGCUCUAUGUGGUACGAAACGAUGCAACGAUUGGUGGAGAUUGCCGAACGAGAUGAUGCAGCCGCUCACGGACCAGCGAUCACCGCGGAUGUUUAUCCUGCUAUCCUUCUUGCAGCUGCUCCGACACGACAAGCUCCACCGCGUCCAGCACCACCUCCUCGAAGACCCCCGCCUCCAUCGUCAAUCUCGUCAGGGACAAUCACCACGUCAUCGGAUUCGACAGCCGCCUCGUACCGAUUGCCACAAGAAUUCACUAAGUUUAGUUUAUCCGAGGACCCAGGCACCAUUCCUGCAGUUGAACAUGUGAAUGAGCCGCGGCGACACGCGCAAUACUACUCUCAGUCGGCCACUGCUAGCCCAGUUCAUGUGGCAUCUGUGUCUAAUUCGAUUCAGUCGCCCGUGAACACUGUCAUGUCAACUGAUAGUUGUGGUGGCUUAUUAUUACCCAACCCGAUCGAGAUGCAAACAGUCACCAGUUGUCUGGAUUUGCUUCAAGAUGGUAAUGAACAGCUCCUCAUCUUGAACGAUUCCAUCAACCGACCGGCGUCAUCCACAGAUUUAUGUACUCUCGGAUUCAACGCGCUGAACAAGCCAAAGCCCGUUGCGUAUGUAGAACCAAAUCCGACUGUUUGUUCAGCUCCGCUUCCCUUGAAUUCACAAGCACAAGCUCCUGUUCCACCUCCCAUCCCCAGACGACCUGCUCCUCCUCCACCAACGUCACACCCACCGUUGCUUCCAUCAAACACGGAAUCAAAACCUUCGGAUGACUUGCAACUGUAUGUUAACCAUUGCCAUUCGUUAUUUAAUACAUUCUCCGUUCACAAUACCAUGUGGCAUCAUGUCACACAUUCAUAA